GUGUCAAGCUAUGCAUUCAUGAAUUCACUUGAAAAAACAACAUGUAGCCAUAUUUCUUAUUUUCUUUGGGUUUGUGGAGCGUAAUAAACAGCUUUUCUUUGUUUUUUGGAGACAGCAUUUGCUGUUGGAGACAAGAGGAUGGAUCAAGAGAAAGACGGCUCAUCUUCACAAAGCAAAAAUGUAUUUGGAAUAAAAAUGAAGAGAAGGAAGAAGAAAGCGGACAAAGGUCUCGUCUUCGCAAACAGAGGUGCUCAAGAUGAAUCUGAGGUGGAUGUCGCGAUGGAAGAGCCUCCAGGUUUGGAAUAUGAAAACCCUGAAAGCAUCAGUGAAGCUGCCCCAUCUCAGCAACUGCCCUUCAGAGAAAUGGUCAAUACGAAGAGAUCUAAGCCUGCAGCCAAGAUUCUGGAAAGUGAGAGCAAGCCACAGAGUUUCCAGAUAUCCAUCAAUAUCACAGAAGCCAGACAGCUGGUGGGUGAGAACAUCGACCCCAGUGUGGUGAUUGAAAUCGGAGAUGAAAAGAAGCAAUCAUCAGUAAAAGAGGGGACAAAUGCUCCGUUUUACAAUGAGUAUUUCGUGUUUGAUUUCUUUGCUCACCAGGAGAUAUUUUUUGACAGAGUCAUUAAACUCUCAGUGAUGCAUUCAAAAAUUAUGAAGAGCUACUGUAUCGGGACAUUUAAGAUUGAUGUUGGAACUGUCUACAAUCAACCUGGUCAUCAAUUCACCAAUAAGUGGGCAGCGCUUAUUGAUCCCAAUGAUAUCAGCACAGGAGUCAAAGGUCACCUGAAGUGUGACAUCUGCGUGACGGGGAAAGGAGAUGUGUCGCCCCGAUCCCAAAAGUUUAGUGAUGCUGAGGAGCAGAUUGAAAAGAACCCACUGCUGCCUGAAGGUUUCCCAUCUAUGCGCCCAUGGGCUCGAUAUUAUGUGAAAGUGUACAGAGCAGAAGGUCUUCCCAGAAUGAACUCAAGCAUCAUGGCCAACGUGACGAAAGCCUUUGUUAGUGACAACACGGCCCUCAUAGAUCCAUAUGUGGUGGUGUCAUUCUUCAGCCAAGUGGGACGGACCUCCACACAGAAGAGCACGGCAGACCCUGUGUGGAACGAGCAGGUGGUUUUUAAGGAGAUGUUUCCUCCUUUGUGCCGGAGACUGAAGAUCCAGGUACUGGAUGAGGGAAGCAUGAAUGAUGUAGCCAUUGGAACCCACUAUAUUGACCUUUGCAGAAUCUCCAAUGACCAAGAUGGAGAUAAAGGUUUCCUCCCCACAUUCGGACCAGCAUGGAUUAACAUCUAUGGUUCUGCCCGUAACUCCACACUGGUAGAUGAUAACCAGGAGAUGAAUGAGGGGAUAGGGGAAGGGGUGUCCUACCGAGGAAGGCUUUACAUUCAGCUAGCUGUGGAGAUCCUAACUGGAGGGGCUGAGUCAAAGUCUAUGUUUUCACUGAAGUUACCUUCAAAAGAUGCCAAGGGAGGGAAAACAGCUGGUAAAGACCCUAAAGCAGGAACAGGGGGAGCAGGUGGAGGAGAGGAGGAGAAAAUGGGGGCCAUGGUGUUGCCUGUGGAUCCCCCUGAAAUGGUCAGUGAAGAAAAUAUGGAGAACUUCAUACUUUUUGGUGCCAUGUUUGAGGCUACUAUGAUUGACAGGAGGAUUGGGGACAAACCCAUUAGCUUUGAGUUUACCAUUGGUAACUGCGGUAACUUCAUAGAUGGUGCUGCUCCACCAGCUGCCAAGAAAAGAGGAGAGAGGGAUCAUCCAGGCCAAGAAGGAGCCAUGACUACCCCACUUCUGGAAGGUCAGGCAGCAUUGUCCUGCAAGUCCACCACACGACCUGAGAAGCCUCAUACUGGACAUGGAAACAGGGUCUAUUAUUAUUUACCAAUUUCUACUCAGAAGCCCUGCAUACACGUGCAGUGCAGCUGGGAGGAUCGAACGUACCGCCUUCACCAUUCUAACAUGCUGGACAGAAUAGCCUUCCUCUUUGAAGAGGGUGUGGCCAAGGUUACCGAGCUGGAAAAGCUGAUGGAUCCAACAGUGGAAUCUCUGAUGCAGGCUAUUUUACAAGAGUUUUGCAAAGAUGCCAGAGAGUUUAUUGCAUCUGUUGAAAAAAAGGUCAAAGAUAAUUGCCUGACGAUGCUGGAUAAGAAGAGGCUCACUCUGUGCAAACAGGAGCUGGAGAGCAUGAUAGAGGUGGCAGGAACCAUCACUGAGCCCAAGAGAAAAGUCCUGACCAUCAAGGAGAUGCUACAGGAGUCACGGAAGCUCACUCAGAAAAUCAGGUUCCUGGUGGAAGAGCCUCAGCACACUCUGCCCGAUAUAUUUGUAUGGAUGCUCAGUAAUAACAAACGUCUGGCAUAUGCCCGCAUCCCUGCUCGCAACCUGCUUUACUCUGAGAACGUUGUGGAGAAGGGUAAAGACUGUGGCAAGAUCAGCACCCUGUUCCUUAAGCCCCCUGGGAAGCGAGGAGCAACCUGGGCAGUCCAGGCCAAAGUUGAUGUGUAUCUAUGGCUGGGCAAAUGCACAGAGUCGUCGAGUAUGCUAAAGAACCUUCCAGAAGGCUUUGAAAUACAUGGAGUAUCUUCAGAGGAGAGUGGCGGCGCUCCUGAAAUUGUACUGUACGAAGACCAUCAUGAGUUCCAGCUGAGGGCCCAUAUGUACCAGGCGAGGGGGCUCAUUGCAGCAGAUAAUACGGGCCUCUCUGACCCCUUUGCCAGAGUGUCAUUCCAGUCCCACACCCACGUUACUGCAAUCAUUAACCAGACACUAACACCAACCUGGAACCAAAUGCUGAUGAUGGACAAGCUGUCUCUCCAUGGCAUGCUCACUGAGCUGGCACAAGAACCACCUCUCAUUACAAUUGAAGUCUAUGAUGAUGAUGCCCUGGGGAAGCCAGAGUAUCUGGGCUCAACUGUAGCUGUUCCAGUGGUCAAGCUCGCUGAGGAGCCAUACACAGCCCCUUCUUUACACUACAGUCCCCUUUUCUGUGGGAGCUUGUCGGGCGGAGACAUACUUGGGGCUUUUGAACUCAUUGAGGUUCCAAAGUCAGGAAAACACUCUCUACCUCCAUAUGAUGAUCCUGAAGGCUCCAUCUACCCUGUGCCUUCAUACAUACGACCUGUGCUCCGCAAGUACAGAAUUGAGGUUCUGUUCUGGGGUUUGAGAGAGCUGAAGAAGGUGCAGCUUCUCACUGUGGAUCGACCUCAAGUCUUCAUAGAGUGUGCAGGAAAAGGAGUCAGCUCCUCUGUGAUACAGAGCUACAAGAGCAACCCGAACUUCAGCAUGAUUGUGGAUGCCUUUGAAGUGGAGCUGCCUGAGGAUGAGUACCUCCACCCUCCACUCACCAUUACUGUGGUGGACUGGAGAGCCUUCGGCAGGAGCACUCUGGUGGGCAACCACGUGAUCAAUAACCUGGUCCUGUUCAAAUACACUCCUCCAUCCCUGCCUCCUCCCAGAGCACAGCCACAGGAGCCAGACAUCAUAGAGCCUGCACCACUUCUUGGACAAGAAGCCACUGAAGCGAGAUCCACUGAUGACAUUUACAUCAACAUAGAGCAGGAGCAGACCAUCAAACCUUCUCCUGUAACUGAACCAGUGCCUCAAGACAAGAGGGAGAGAGAAUCUAAGAAGAGCAAACGAAGGUCUACAAAAAGGAAGAAGCGAACUGCUGCUGAUGAGUCGGCUGACUGUGUGAUUGAUUGGUGGUCUAAGUACUAUGCUUCAGUGGAGAAGAUCCAAAUGACAAAGCAAAGGGAGGUCAACCCUUUUCCAAACCUCUAUGAUGCUGUAUCUCCACUUCACAACUUGCUCUCAGAGGGAGUAAACAACAUGGCUGCAGCAAUGAAGGAGAAGAAAAAGAUGAGCUUUAGAGGUGUGACUGAGCAUCAGCCUAAGCUAGCAACUUUAAAGAUUUAUGACAAAGAGCUUGAGGCAGAGUUUGGUCCUUUUGAUGACUGGGUCAAAACCUUUGAGCUGUACCGUGGCAAAGCAAAUGAAGAAGAGAGCUCUAGUGCUGAAAGGUUUGUUGGGAAUUUCAAGGGACGAUUCUGCCUGUAUAAGCUGCCUGAUAGUGAAGAGUAUGACUGUGUGGACUCUGGGGACUAUAAGAUAAACCAGGGGAUUCCACCCAACACUGCUGUGAAUGUCCUUAUUAGGGUGUACAUUGUUUCAGCAUCUAACCUUCAUCCAGCUGAUCCUGAUGGGAAGGCAGAUCCUUACAUUGUACUGAAGCUCGGAAAAACCGUCAUCAAGGACAGAGACAACUACAUCCCGAAACAGCUCAAUCCAGUGUUUGGGAGAUCAUUUGAAAUUCAAGCCUCCUUUCCUAAGGAAUCCUUACUGAAGAUUCUCAUUUACGACUAUGAUGUCAUUGGGGGUGAUGAUUUGAUUGGUGAGACACAAAUAGAUUUGGAGAACCGGUUUUACAGCAGACACCGUGCCAUGUGUGGAAUACCCUCUGAAUAUGCCAUUGAGGGCUACAAUGCCUGGAGAGACUGUAUCAAACCAACUGAUCUUCUGAUCAAGCUCUGCAAGGACAACAGACUUGACAGCCCCCGUUUCACUCCUGGAAGAAUAACAAUCGGAGAAAAAGUCUACACUGGCAAAACUGUCUUUGCUGAUGAGGAUCAGAUGGUGGAGUCCUAUGAGCAUCUGGCUCUGAAGGUGCUGCACAGGUGGGAAGAAAUGCCAGGCGUGGGCUGCAAACUGGUGCCAGAACACAUUGAGACCCGAGCUCUCUACAUAAAGGACAAGCCUGGGCUGGACCAGGGCCAGGUGCAGAUGUGGGUAGACAUAUUUCCUAUGGACAUGCCUCACCCUGGACCUCCUGUGGAUAUUUCUCCCCGUAAACCCAAAGGGUAUGAGCUGAGGAUCAUCAUCUGGAACACAGAAGAUGUCAUACUGGAAGACACCAAUUUCAUAACUGGUCAACAAUCCAGUGACAUCUAUGUCAAAGGGUGGCUGAAGGGUCUUGAAGAUGAUGGCCAGGAAACAGACGUCCAUUAUAACUCCCUAACUGGUGAAGGCAACUUCAACUGGCGCUUUGUGUUCCCCUUUCACUACCUCCCCGCUGAGAAGCUGGUAGUGGUCUCCAAGCGAGAGAACAUCUUCUCUCUGGACAAGACAGAACAGAAACUGCCUGCAGUGCUGGUUAUGCAGGUUUGGGACUUUGAGAGGCUGUCAUCUGACGACUUUCUGGGGUCUGUAGAGUUGGACCUUCACGGGUUUCCGCGUGGUGCUAAAACAGCGAAAGACUGCAAGAUGGAGAUGCUGAAAGAGAGCAAUGACAACAUCUCCAUCUUUCAGCAGAAACGCUCCAAAGGCUGGUGGCCCUUUAUAAAAUCCGAGGAACUCACGGGAAAAGUGGAGGCAGAGUUCCACUUGGUGACUGCUGAGGAAGCAGAGAAAAACCCAGUAGGUCGAGCACGCAAGGAGCCAGAACCCCUAGAAAAACCCAAUCGUCCAGACACUACAUUCUCCUGGUUUGUGAAUCCUUUCAAGUGCUUUUUCCAUCUGAUCUGGAAAAACUAUAAGAAGUACAUCAUCAUUGCACUGUUGCUGCUGAUCUUGGCAUUGUUCCUUGCCUUGCUCUUCUACACCCUGCCAGGAGCUCUCAGCAAUAAGAUUGUCAGUGGAUGAUGGAUCACGUACGCAAAAGAAGCAUUGGGCUAUCAGCAGAGGUGGUAGUGGCAGAUUAAUGCACUGUAAAGGACUUUAUAUAUCUAUAUAUUCUUAGUUCAUUUGUAAGCUUAUCAAACAAUUUUAUUUUUGAUUUAUUUUUUUAUAAGUUUUUUAAGUCUGUUGUGCAUCAAAAAUAAUGGCGUAUAAUCUGAAACUUUAGCAGCUGCAUUGUUCACAGUGUAUUGUUUGUUUUUAAAUGCAUGCUUAAGUGUUCCCACUGGAACACUGGAAAACUGAUUGGAAUAGCUGGGGGCUUGUUUAUUAAUCAUUUAUUCAUGUAUUAAGUGAAUUAAGUAUCCAAGAAACACAGCAAUUGACAUUUGUAAAGAAUGAGACAUUUAUAGUGUUUUCAAUAAAAAGGUCUGAAGUAAACGUAAGUCAGAAAUCAA
Astyanax mexicanus (Mexican tetra) is the source of this 6056-nucleotide messenger RNA. It is a transcript of the gene fer1l6, whose product is annotated as fer-1 like family member 6. The record is from RefSeq and is a predicted model, not a curated record. NCBI's taxonomy places the organism in Eukaryota, Metazoa, Chordata, Actinopteri, Characiformes, Acestrorhamphidae. Gene Ontology annotation, biological process: plasma membrane organization. Bases 139 to 5625 code for a protein of 1828 amino acids. Gene Ontology annotation, cellular component: membrane. The transcript has 42 exons.